CAGACACCAUGUGGUUCCAUGAGAACCCUGAAGGGAAUUUUCCAAGAACCAAAAAUGAACCAUAGACGCGAUUUUUUACGUGAAAAUAAAUUAAAUUUACGUGAACUGCAGAAGAAUACAACAAAUAAAUUAAUACAAAAACAACAGGAGCUUGAGAGGAGACAACAGAAAUAUUUACAUAGGCGUUCCGAUUCACAGCAACGAUAUGAGAGUACGGGGCGAACGGAAUAUUCAUCAACCACAGGAAUGACAGUAGCUAGUAAGGGGACUGGUGAUGGGGUCACACAAUGUGGAGGAGGAAGAACUAGUGUGUUGAGAGGAAGACCCGAAGAAGUAAUGAGACAAAAACAGUUAUCAUUUCGACGUUCGUAUAGUCAGCAAAGAGUUGGUGGGCCUCCAACGAAUCCUCAUGAAAGGAAUACAGGUGCGGAUCAUUAUAGGACAGCUAAUAGAAAUUCUAUGCCUCGCAGUGCCAGUGUGGUAUCUGUUGUAUCAAAAGCUGAAUCAUGUGAUAAGGAAAUACAAACAGAGGAUAUUCUUGACGAGGAGUUUCUCUAUAAGGCUUUGAAAAAAUGUAGUUCCACAGAAGUGGAUUAUCGUUUUCGUGAAGAUACCUGCCCCAUAACUGCAACCAAUGUGCAUGCAAAUUCUCAAACCAUCAAUCCUGCUGAUGACAAUAAUCAUCAACCAACACAGGAACACAUUUCCUAUGAUUAUCACAAAAAUACCAAUGAUAAGGAGGAACAACAAAAUCCUUACUACCACUAUUCGCCCCGUUCACAAUAUUCACAAAUGCCCAAUGGUCAUAUGGAAGAUAAAUACAAUGACCACGAAUUUCACGAACAAUUUGAUAACUUACAAAUUAACACACAUCAAACGAGAGAUGAAGAAAUUCAUUCAAGUGCUCGUAGUCGUCAAACAAUGUUUUCAACUGCCAGUAAGAAAAAAUCAAAUGGAAAUUAUAAAUUUGGAAGUCGUGAUGAAAUACGCUUACCCAGAUAUUUGGAAAAAGAGAAACGUGAAAAAGAGGAGGAAAGGCAAAGGGAAAUGUCAAGAGAUCCCAAUUGUCCACUGGGUCAUUAUGCCAUCAGUGAAGAUGAACGUUUGGCAGCAUUAAAUGCAGCUGAGAAAAAAAUGGAAUCCCUUGUCCUUGAAUUAAAUCGUAUGCCAAUGACAACGGAAACAUUGCGAAUACGCCGCCGAAAGGUUGAAAUCGAAAAGGAACUGUUGCAACUAGAAUCAGAUAUACGAAUUUUUUCCAAACCCAAAGUAUAUGUUCCAACAAGUAGUGGUGGACCUUCCCAUGAUGUCUAUUAA
Molecule: messenger RNA, 1317 nt
Organism: Musca vetustissima
Lineage: Eukaryota; Metazoa; Arthropoda; Insecta; Diptera; Muscidae
Exons: 5
Coding region: 19-1317 (432 amino acids)
Cellular component (GO): cytoplasmic microtubule
Source: RefSeq, a predicted model, not a curated record